GUCUCUCCGGGAUCCGAAAUCAAGAUCGCCGGGCCUCUCAACUUCCAUGAUCUUGCCCGUGUCAUCUCGGCCGGAUGUACCCUCAUCGCCGUUGUGCUGAGCUUGUACCUCAUCGCCAUGCACGCCACCCACUACACACAACCCAAGGAACAACGACACAUUAUUCGUAUCCUCUUCAUGAUCCCCGUCUAUGCCAUCUCCUCGUUCAUGCAGCUGCAGUGGUACUGGCGCGCUACCUACUUUUCCGUCAUCUCCGACUGCUACGAGGCCUUUGCCAUUGCCUCCUUUUUCGGUUUGAUAUGUCACUACUGUGCGCCCGACCUGCACACGCAAAAGGAGUUCUUCAGAAACCUGCGCCCCAUCCAGGGCUGGGUCCUGCCCAUCAACUGGUUCGCCAAGUGCUGCGGUGGAGAGAGAGGGCCCUGGCGCACUCCCAAGAGCGGCCUCACAUGGUUCAACAUUAUCUGGAUCGGCGUGUAUCAGUACUGCUUUAUCCGCGUUGCCAUGACCGUCACCGCCGUCCUCACUGAGCACUAUGGCCGCUACUGCGAGAGCUCCAACUCUCCCGUUUUUGCUCACAUCUGGGUUCUUGUUAUCAACGCCAUUUCUGUCACAAUUGCCAUGUACUGCCUCAUUCAGUUUUACAUUCAGCUGGCCAAGCCUCUUGCCGAGCACCACCUUUUUUUGAAGAUCCUCGCCAUCAAGCUGGUCGUCUUCUUGUCUUUCUGGCAGGCCUCGGCCAUUUCCGUCGGCACGUCGACUCUCAACAUCGUCAAGCCCGGUGAUGUUCUCGCCUAUCCCGAUCUCAAGGUGGGCAUUCCAGCUCUGCUGCUCUGUGUUGAAAUGGCCAUCUUUUCCGUCUUGCAUAUCUGGGCCUUCCCGUAUCAGGUCUAUCGCCGCGGCGUUGCCUCGUCCUUCUACCCGAGCCCUGAUGCGUCAAAGGGCACCAUUGGUCUGGAAAAGCCUGCUCUACCCAACGGAGGUGGCUUCCUCGGACUUCGUGCCUUGUGGGAUGCCAUGAACUUAUGGGACCUGGUCAAGGCCUUUGGUAGAGGCAUGCGCUGGCUCUUCUGCGGCGUCAAGAGACGGAAGGAGGACGCCAGCUAC
This is a messenger RNA of Trichoderma virens Gv29-8, 1107 nucleotides long. RefSeq lists its product as uncharacterized. Gene Ontology annotation, biological process: transport. Gene Ontology annotation, molecular function: transporter activity. Lineage: Eukaryota; Fungi; Ascomycota; Sordariomycetes; Hypocreales; Hypocreaceae. The annotation marks the transcript as partial. The transcript is spliced from 3 exons. The record is from RefSeq and is a predicted model, not a curated record.